This is a messenger RNA of Momordica charantia (bitter melon), 2125 nucleotides long. Its product is annotated as rop guanine nucleotide exchange factor 3. Gene Ontology annotation, molecular function: guanyl-nucleotide exchange factor activity. NCBI's taxonomy places the organism in Eukaryota, Viridiplantae, Streptophyta, Magnoliopsida, Cucurbitales, Cucurbitaceae. The record is from RefSeq and is a predicted model, not a curated record.
UAUAUUUCCAUCCUUGUUUAUAUAGCUCUGUUUUGUGUGGAAGAAGUCGAUUUCCAUGGCGGAAUUGCUCUGUUUUCUCGAAGUGGGUCUCUCUUUUUCGAUCGAAUAAAGGCAACCAAGUUGUCGGCCGGCCGAUUUCUCUGCCUCGAACUUCCAUUGUCGUGGUCCUAAAGUUGCAGAGCAACUUCUCUCUCUCUCUAUCUUUCAAAAAAGAAAAAAGAUUUCAGAGGAGAGAGAAAGAAAAGAAAAGAAAAGAAAAAUCAGAGCAAAGCAACAAAGAAAGGAGGGAAUAGCAAUUCAAAACCUCUUCUUCUUCAAAUUCAAAAAAUCUCAUCCUCUUUUAAAGCUCCUCCUCCGACCAUUUUUCAAAUCCACAGAGUUUUGAGAAUUUUUUGAUGCGAAAAUGGAGAAAUUUCCCAUCUCUGAGGGAAAUUUUCGUCUGGGUUUUCUUCGCCCUUCGUCUUCUUCCGUGGAUCUGAACGAUCAAUCCAUGAUUUCUGAAGCUUCCGGCCAGUCGCCGGCGAGCGGCUACUCUUUCCCCUACUGCAGAACAAGCUCCGACGCCUCUGCUUUCUCCGACCCCACCGACGACAGCAGCUUCUGCACUGAGCCUUCUCCGGCGCCGGCUCCGACCGGGCGGGGGACGAGAAAGUAUAAACUCGCCGGCCAAGACAAGCUCGACGAUCAUGACGCCAUGGAUUCCGAAGUAGAGAUGAUGAAGGAGAGAUUUGCGAAGCUUCUGCUGGGAGAAGACAUGUCAGGGAGUGGAAAAGGGGUGUGUACGGCAGUUACAAUCUCCAACGCCAUUACUAAUCUUUACGCGACGGUGUUUGGUCAGAAUCUGAAGCUGGAGCCGCUGCCGGCGGAGAAGAAGGCGAUGUGGAAGAGAGAGAUGGCUUGUUUGUUGUCUGUUUGUGAUUACAUUGUCGAGUUCUUCACUGAAUCUCAGACUUUGCAAGAUGGAACUGCUCUUGAGGUGAUGAACAGCAGGGCAAGAUCAGACAUAUACAUUAAUCUUCCAGCAUUACAAAAGCUUGACAUGAUGCUCUUGGACAUCUUGGAUCGUUUUCACAACACUGAGUUCUGGUACGCGGAGAAAGGAAGCAUGUCGUCGAACUCGACUCGUUCAAGGUCUGGCUCGUUUCGGGGGCUCCCGCUGGGAAAGGAGGAGAAAUGGUGGCUGCCAGUCCCCUGUGUUCCUUCAUGCGGUCUGUCGGAGAAGUCGCGAAAACAGCUCCGAAAUAGCCGCGAUUGUGCGAGCCAAAUCCACAAAGCUGCCAUGGCAAUCAACAGCACUAUUCUUGCUGAGAUGGAAAUUCCCGAGUCAUACGUCGACACUCUUCCAAAGAGUGGCAAGGCGAGUAUAGGCGAUACUAUAUACCGCUACAUGUAUAGUGCAGACAAGUUCUCGCCCGAACAUCUGCUCGAUUGCCUGCACAUAACAUCGGAACACGAAGCGCUCGAACUUGCAGACCGGAUCGAAGCUUCGAUGUAUACGUGGAGAAGGAAAGCAUGUCUAAGCCACUCAAAAUCUUCAUGGGAAUUGGUAAAAGAUCUAAUGGCUGAAACUGAGAAGGGUGACAAGAACACUAUUUUGGCAGAAAGAGCUGAGACCUUGCUCUUGUCCUUGAAACAAAGGUUCCCUGAACUUUCUCAAACAACCUUAGACACUUCAAAGAUUCAAUACAACAGGGAUGUGGGACAAGCAGUGUUGGAAAGUUACUCAAGAGUAUUGGAAGGUUUGGCAUUCAACCUAGUUGCUUGGAUUGAAGAUGUUCUUUUUGCCGAUAGAUCUUUAAGAAACCAAGACUAGGAACUUUCUAUGAUACCAAGAAAAAAGAAAUAUAGAGUUUAUGAGAUUUAGAAUUGGCUUUUUUCCUUCUUGUUUCAACUUUUAGAAUGUAGAUGAAAGUGAAUAAGAUCUUGCUUCUAAUGCUUAGUUGGGUAGGAAUUUUUUUUUUUUAAAGUUUUUUAUUUGUAUAUGUGGUUAUAAAUUGUAUAAAAAUGUCGUGGUUGAGACAAUGGAUCCUCCAUAUUUGUGAAUUAUCGUUUUUGGACUCUAUUUACGUUUGAAACAAAAAGGUGAAAAAUUUACUAAUGAAAUUGAACAAACACUCAACCCAAA